GUGAGUAUCUUGACCACCUUGGAACGGAGGUUCAACCUCCAGAGCGCUGACGUUGGUGUGAUCGCCAGUAGCUUUGAGAUCGGCAACUUGGUCCUCAUCCUUUUUGUGAGCUACUUUGGUGCCCGGGGACACCGGCCACGUUUGAUAGGAUGCGGAGGAAUCAUUAUGGCUUUGGGAGCCCUACUCUCUGCCCUUCCGGAAUUCCUCACCCACCAAUAUGAGUAUGAAUCUGGAGAAAUCCGAUGGCGGGCUGAAGGGAGGGACGUCUGCGUAGUCAAUGGAUCGACUACUGACGAGGGACCAGAUCCUGAUCGUAUCUGCAGGAGCAGGACUGCUACGAACAUGAUGUAUUUGCUUCUCAUUGGAGCACAAGUCCUCCUGGGAAUUGGGGCAACUCCUGUGCAACCUUUGGGAGUCUCCUACAUUGAUGACCAUGUGAGGCGGAAGGAUUCUUCACUGUACAUAGGGAUCCUGUUUACAAUGCUGGUGUUUGGACCGGCCUGUGGAUUUAUCCUAGGAUCUCUCUGUACCAAAAUCUAUGUGGAUGCUGUCUUCAUUGACACAAGCAAGCUGGACAUCACCCCUGAUGACCCUCGGUGGAUUGGCGCAUGGUGGGCUGGCUUCUUGCUCUGUGGUGCCUUACUUUUCUUCUCGUCUCUCCCGAUGUUUGGAUUUCCACAGUCCCUGACCCGCCGGCCGGAGCACAUAGCAGAGGUAGAGGAAGCCAUGUUGCAAGAAGGGGACUAUGAAAGGCCAAAGCCAAGCAAUGGGAUUCUCCCACCGCACUCCAUGGAAGCCAACGAUGAUCCAUCUUGCUUCCAGCAGCUGAGAGUGAUCCCAAAGGUAACUAAGCACCUGUUGUCCAAUCCGGUGUUCACUUGCAUUGUUCUUGCGGCUUGCAUGGAGAUCGCAGUGGUGGCAGGUUUCGCAGCCUUUCUUGGCAAGUACCUAGAACAGCAGUUCAAUCUCACAACGUCAUCAGCGAACCAGUUACUAGGCAUGACGGCUAUUCCCUGUGCAUGUUUGGGCAUCUUCCUAGGAGGCCUCUUAGUGAAAAAGCUGAGCCUUUCUGCCCUGGGUGCCAUACAGAUGGCCAUGUUGGUCAGCCUGCUUUCCACGGCGUGCUACAUUUCUUUCCUUUUCCUGGGCUGUGAUACGGGACCCGUGGCUGGCAUUACUGUUCCCUAUGGAAACAACGGCGACAAAACCGCCGCUGAUAAUAUUGCGGUGAUGACGGCUAAAGCCGCGAUGUCAUCACCGCAAUAUUAUCACCGCGGCGACAACAGCGCGAAUCUCACCGGUUGCACCUGCCUCACCUUGGCCCCGGCCGGGGAUACCACGGUCGUUCCUGGGAAGUGCCCCAGCCCUGGAUGCCAAGAAGCCUUCCUGACAUUCCUCUGUGUGAUGUGCGUCUGCAGCAUGAUUGGAGCCAUGGCCCAAACUCCCUCCGUCAUCAUCCUCAUCAGAACUGUGAGCCCGGAGCUCAAAUCCUACGCUUUAGGAGUUCUCUUCCUUCUCCUCCGAUUGUUAGGCUUCAUCCCACCGCCCCUGAUCUUUGGAGCAGGAAUUGAUUCCACCUGCCUUUUCUGGAGCACCUUCUGUGGCGAACAAGGAGCAUGUGCCCUCUAUGACAACGUUGUCUAUAGGUACCUGUAUGUGAGCAUCGCUAUUACCCUGAAGUCACUUGCGUUCCUCCUUUACACCACAACCUGGCAGUGCCUGAGGAAAAACUAUAAGAAAUACAUCAAGAACCAUGAAGGCGGGCUCAGCACCACUGAGUUCUUUGCCUCCACGGUAACCCUGGACAACCUUGGACGAGACCCCCUUGGCCCGAAUCCCUCUCACAGGACAAAAUUUAUCUACAACCUUGAAGACCACGAGUGGUGUGAAAACAUGGAGUCUGUUUUAUAGUGGUUGGAAAGGUGGUUGGUUAACCCAAAGGUCCUUUUGGAAGGAAGAUCUUUUAUGAAACGUGUAAUAUAUCCAUACGAAGAUGUUUCGGGAAGUCUACGCAAAACCGAGUCCACCGCUCUCUCAAUAUCUUAUCAUGACGUUCCAGGAGCUUCUCCGGAGGAAGAAGACAAUUCGUCCUUGGCUCCAAAGCAGAUGAACCAAGGCAAGGGGAGAAAGUGUAAAGACCAAUCUGGAAUGAGAAAUGGGGAUACCAAGUGGAUCAUAAGUGCAUCAAAUGCCUUGACUGGAGACGUAACAGAUGGGCAAAGCUGCCAGCGUUUUGGGGACCUGGUCUUUCAUUGGAGAACAGAGCAGAUGUCUUGUCCUUGGGUGGAAAGACAAAUUCCAUGAAAGACAAUUCCCAGCCAGGGGGGUGGGGGAAGAGCAGAAGCAAGCCACAGCUGUUUCCAAAAAUAAGUGCUAUGCGAAACUGAAGCAUCGUUGGAGUAAUCUUUGCAAUACAAGCUUAAAAGACGACCACAAGGGUGCUAUGCAGUUCCUUUUCACGCUCUCCAUCUCUUAUACCACCGGAAGCCCUGCUAGAACGGCUUCACCUUUAUGGUCUCCAGCUGCAAGUCCAUAAGACCAACCUCAACAGCUCUUGAAAUGGGCAAACCAAUAGACGUGUCCGGUACAAGCCAUGAUGACGUCAAGUUGCCGAAUAAGAGCUACACCCCGAAUAGGAGUUUAGAUGCUAAAUUAAGAGUUAGAUAGGCUGCAUCCUUUGUGCACAUCCCUGUUCGGAUGCCAUCGUGACUUGUACCCAACACAUUCGGCGCAACCGCAACAUUACAGUUCUUAAGACACCAGCAUUGCUUUUCUUAAACUAUUUGGGAGUGUGUGGGGGGGUCUAGUUCCAUUUUGGUAUGGGAGUCGGGGCAUUGUGCGUGUGUGUUUGUGUGUAUGUGUGCAGUUGUGCAGGACAGAGGCCAGGAUGACUCUUGCCGAAGAGUCUGUAACUUUUUCAACUUUUAGCAGGGUUGAAGUGGCGCCUGGGUCAUCAUGGCCAAUGUUGCCAUUGAAAAUGGGGCAGAGGAGUUCUGGUUGAGCCAUCACUGCCUUUUGAACAUCUGUACAUUUUUCUAGUUUUGUGUCGGCACUGGACAAAGGAAAGAUUUCAGCAGGGUUUCCAUUUGAAUCAGAAUAUUGCUACCACAGAGAGGAAGAGAAACUAUCCACUUUAUUCCCUAAGCUGCUCAGUUUCCCCCAGUUAAGAAAUGGUUGCAAAACUUUAGACUUUCCUCCAAUGGAAGCUUCGGCGUGUUUUUGACCUUAGGGAAAAAAAUGAAUAAGUUGAUAAAUAUAUGUGCCUUUCGGGGGUGGGGCGGGGAGAAUAAGUUUGCUUUACAAGAAUCAGACGGAGAGAAAGUAGCCCAAUUUAUCACAGGAAAGAAUUGUAGGGUAUGCUUUGUAGCACUGGAGGAAAAUCUCAGAAAGAUUCCAUUAACAGAAUAACAGAGUUGGAAGGGACCUUGGAGGUCUUCUAGUCCAACCCUCUGCUAAGACAGGGGACCCUAUUUGUAAGUGGCAAAACAGAAAAUCCGGAAAGUUUGGAAUGAAAUCUUUGCUUUUCACACGCCACUCACUAAAGUCCCUAAGUGCACAGAUUGUCUCUUAAAACUUUUAUAUAGCACUUUCCUUCAGUGGCUAAGAGGCUGAAUUUGUCGGUUAGAAAGGUUGGCAGUUCAGCGGUUUGAAUCCCUAGCGCCACAUAA
Thamnophis sirtalis is the source of this 3668-nucleotide messenger RNA. The record is from RefSeq and is a predicted model, not a curated record. Lineage: Eukaryota; Metazoa; Chordata; Lepidosauria; Squamata; Natricidae.